Molecule: messenger RNA, 32193 nt
Organism: Porites lobata
Lineage: Eukaryota; Metazoa; Cnidaria; Anthozoa; Scleractinia; Poritidae
Source: the annotation of a GenBank genome assembly
AUGCUCUCGAAAUUAACUCCCGUAAUACUGUGCUUUAUCUUACAGUUUCUAUCUGAGCAGAAGGUUGUUAAAGCAGCCCAAGUCGACCUGACUCUGCCGACGAGAGCAGAUUUUGCCACUUGCACGCUAACAGAGGAGUUUAAAGAGUCGUUUGUGGACGAACAUAACAGACACCGGUCACAUGUGCAACCCCCUGCUGCAGACAUGGAAUACUUGGUGGGUGUUUAAUUAAAGUUCAAUUUUUUAAAAAAUGCUUUGGAGGGUAACAUCUUAUUUAUGCGAGUCGCUUAAGGUACAUCGAAGUCAGAUUCGCUGGACCGCAUUUCCGUCAAUUGACACUAUUAGAAUGCAAAAUUGAUUUUUACUAUUACAACGAAAGUUUUAAACGCCCAAUAUCGGGUGAAGUGUAUUAUUUAUAUAUUCUUGGACCCCGCACGAGAAAAAACAAACACAUUUAUCGUGUGCCAUCGUUACGUCAAUUUUAUUGACGUUUCUCUCUUAGGCUAAGGCAAAGCGUCCCCAAGAAUUUUCUAAUGAAAUCAGUCGGUAACAUCAUUUCCUCGAACUUUCGAUCGGACCCAUCAUGGUAGCUAACACUUUCGGAUGAGACGAAAAAGCCAACUAAAACUUUCGAGACGACCAAAGUGCCCCUAAAACAUCUGAACAGUUAAAAAGGCUUUUUAAAUUUAUCAGACAGGCAAUUCUGACGUAUUUGGAAAAUUCGGUCAUUGCGUCAAAUUGUAGCCUAGGUAGGCGGCGCUUGAGAGGAUGAUAUGGCCUAAGAGAAAUAUUAUCCGUCUGAAACGGAUAGGUCAUUUCAAGAAUGCAUAUCCGGCGUUUAGAUGAAUUAUGAGCCAAUUACCAGUCUUUCGAUGUUAUCAGUACGUCUUAUACACGUGCUGACAGACGUAUGAUUCGUUCCUAUUUUUUUUUAUCUUAACAAAAGACUGAUUAUUUUACGUUUUGACUUAGGACGCCUGGUACCUCACGUUUUGAAAAUUUCCUAGCAUACAUUGAGUCUCGUUGCACUUUUCCUUCAUUUGAAAUCAUGAUGUCAGACCAAUUCUCACGGUCAGCUGACCCAAACGUGUCUACACUUUUGGUAUUUCAUUCGUUAGAAGAAGCUGCUGCACGUGGAGAGAAGAAGUUAGAAGUUAGAAGCCGUUUCUGCAAAAACAUAGUAUAAAAGAUCUGUGGAGGCCUCUCGUUAACAAAAGCCUGAAAUUCGCGAAAUUUUGGGAUUUGGUUAGCAUGUCCAGGAAGAACAAGAAGAAUAAUGUGCACUAAGUCUUGCUAAAAAUCAGCCCGUUAGUGCAAAUUGGUGGGCGAGAUAUAACCACGGUUAUUUACUCCAAUAUUUUUGUCUAUUGUUGUCAAUUGCAUUAUCAGCUUUGUCAGCCAACUAAUUCUCAAUUUCUCAUUUUUUCUGUAUUUCUCCUUAAAAAAUCAAAAGGUGCACUUUUGUUUCUUUCUUUUCUUCAUUCCUUAAUCCUCAAAACCAAAGAACCAUCUGAAUUUGUCUCUCGAACCUGGACGACUUAUAUAGCCGUCUAGAGGAAUAAUCUGUCUCAGUGCUCCCGUUCUUGCCGAAUUUAUACUCGAGACUGCGAAGUCAUUCAUUUAUUGUAAAAUAUCAUGUAGACCUUUAACGGAUCAUCGGAAUAACCUAAUGAAUGACCAUUAGUCGAUGAUAAUGUUUUAAUUUCAAAAGUAGAGCAUUAUGUUGUUCGAGGCACUGUACUUAGUCGGUUUGAAAACUAUCUAACCAAUAGACAACAAUAUGUGGAAUUUAAUGGUAUCCGUUCGAAGUCUUACCAAGUAAAGUCUGGGACGCCACAGUGCUCUAUACUAGGCCCCCUGCUCUAUGUGUGCAAUGUGUCAAAGGUCGUGGACUUUAUUCUUUUUGAUGAUGACACAAACAUAUUUUUUCCCACAAAGAUUUCGAUUACUUUCUGAAACCUCAAAUUCUGAAAUGUUAAAAUUGACAUAGUGGUGUCGAGCUAAUAAGAUGCACUACAUUAAAUGUAAAAAAUCGAGUUUCAGAGUUUCCAGACCACGCCAAAAGAAGCAACCACUCGAUGUACCCAUUUGAAUUGACAACAAUCAUAUUAUCGAGUUUGUGAAAGAAACCUAGUAUUUUUAGGUGUUAUCCAGAAUGAAAAUUUGUCAUGGAAGCCUCGCAUUCUUAGCGUUUCUAGAAAAAAAUAUCAAAAUCAGUAUGGGGAUCGACAUAUCACUACAAUUUAAGUCGUAUUAUCAUCCUGCAUGUCAUACUGAUGUUCUUUUCAAAGAACAGGAGGUUUACUUACCGGUUAGUCACUGUAUUUGGUACUGUAACGGUAGAUUAACACAGCGUACAUGUACCUUUAUUACAUAUGUUAUUACUGUAAGCGUUACUCCUCAUCGAUCAGAGCUGCCUUUUAGAAAGGUAGGAGACCAUCCGUGAGGCUGAAGUAGGACUCCCCCGCGCCUUGCCUUACGUCAAAGCUAAAAAAAGCCUCAGAAAUCACAUGUAACUAAGAAAAUUGGACUGGCUUGUCCUUACUAAAAUACGUAUCAGUCCUUGAUGAAAACAAUUUGACUGAUCAAUAAUGCAGACCAAAAUUAGUUAUUUGCUGCCUUCCCUUAAUUACUAAUUCUAGCCUCCAUCCUUUUACCUUCAUCCUUCUUUCACUUCCAAAUCUCUUAAACGAGAAGCAUACAAUAUUUUUAUUGCUACUAACUUUCAUUAUAAUUCAAUUUUAUUUCUGGCACUCUUAGUUCUGGGAUGAAAAUCUAGGGAAUUUGGCUCAGAUGUGGGUGAAUAAAUGUCAAUGGUAUCAUGGUUUCGUAUAUUUUGGUGAAGAAUAUCCACUGCCUUUGAAUUUGACAGGUAGAAUGGGUGAGUCUCUACAAAUUACUUGAAAACUUUAUACAUAUCAUUCUUUAAUUAUAGUCGUUAAAUAUAAUUCUUUAAUCAGGCCUGCCUGAGCGUUGUGCAUGCAGAGUUAACAAAAAUAGCGGACGAUGUCACCACUAUACAACGACGUAAAUAACCAAAUUACUGUCCCAAAAAGAUGGGGAAAAAAAUCCAACUUAAUGGAUGUCAACUGUUUUUGAAGCGUUGAAGUGCCCAGAGCGGUCUGGUUUUGGGAAAAUUCUUCUUAAAGAAAAGAAAUUAAGGCUAUUUGAAAAUAUAUGUUUUCCUGGAUACAAACAAAAAUUAAAUUUUGCGCUUGAAUUAGGAAUUAUGCAUAGCUCGGAGGGUGCACUACCGCCAAGGCCACCCUCCAAAUUGCUUUACCUUAUUCUUCGCUUCAUACUCAGCCUCAUUUAGUAGUUGUUAAAAACCCAUACUGCAUAGAUGUGUCCAAUGAACCUCAUGUUCCUCUGUCAAAUUGUAGUGUCAGUGAUCUUUUCACUCUUACAGAAUUUAUUGUUUUCUGGUUUAUAUGUUGUUGUUUUUUUAAUUUCCGCUCAGGAUAUAUUUUCAGAAAUGGAUAAUUUGGCGGAAGGUACUGUCAAACGAUCAUAUGUUCUCACCGAAGUUUGCAUUUAAUUGAGCCACGCCGUAUGAUACUUGAGAUAGUUUUCGAUGCUAUUAAUCUCUCGAAAACUCCUGAUCCUCUCUAAAACACCCUCUUAGUACUUCCACGACAGGGUUUUAACAAUUAAUUUAUGUCUGAUUAUUAAAAGGUCAGAACCUCGCUCGACAAACUUACAACCUUCCAGAUCCAACGACCCCCGUAAAGGAGUGGGACAACGAGGAAGGAAACUUUGUGUACGGACUUCAAAAUGCCUAUUGUAAGAGUCCACCUUGUGGGCAUUACAUUCAGGUAAAUAGCCAACGACAAGUUGAUUUUUUUCUUUUGCUUUUAUCAAAGGAGGAUUGCUCGUUGAUUUUACUCUUACUACUGUCGUAGAGGUUUCCAUGAGAUGCUGUCGCUAUAUCUUUGAGCACAUCUCAAAUUUUGAGCAAAUAUUUCUAUUAAUUAAGCCAACAAUUCUGAGAAAUAAGCCAGGGUAUUUUUUUAAUGCAUAAUUCGGCCUCCAACUUACCAUUGGAUUUCUGAAACGACGUCCGAACAAAUUAUACCAAGUUAUACCACAAAAUAAGCCCAUAAUGCUAUAUUAUUGUUUCUGCCCAAAUAAGGAUGAGGGCAAUUUUGGGUUCAAAUAGAAUUUUUGUGGCAUUUCUUGAACAUUUUUUUGUUAAAUUACCAGCACCUUUUAAUUUGGAACAUGCAUCUUAAGGCAACCACGAAACAAGAUUAAGUUACACUGCUUUGUUCGCAAUUCCUUAUUGCUUUCACAAUGCUUGCUCUACACAAAUUCCCUUAGCUUAUUUUCCUGUUGAAUCGACCACUUUUGACCCAAGUUGUUUAAAGUUUGCAUCUUUCAUAGUUUAUUUACCAUGUCAACGCAUUAAUGCUCAGGCCCCUUAAAAUUUAUCUGGUAAAAGCACAGCACGGAGGCCAGUUAAACAGAUCUUAUUAACUGCCGGUCUUCAGCUGGGUAAUAGCAGCUAAUGUGACGUUACGCUCAGUUAGCGUUCGCCGUUAUUAAGUUUUAUGCAACCGGUUUCUAGAAUCAUUGUUUACUUUUCCUUCAGUUGGCUUGGGCGAAAACCAAGUACAUUGGCUGCGCCGUCAACUUGUGCCCUAAUUUUGGUAAUGGUCAAAACACUGGUGGGUCAUUUGUUGCUUGCGACUACGAUAGGUAAAUAAAAGUAUUUAUAUUUAUUUUCUGAUGAGAUUGGCAUUUAGUGCUCCAAGCAAAGUUACAGGAUAACGCAAUGGUGUAGAUAAAGCAUUUUUUAAACAGCGUCUUUCUUCUCUGGUCUUUUCUUUCGUACAGGAGUACGCUGUUGUGGAACUUUCAACAGCAGGUGUCAAAUUAUAUUUCACAAGCUAAGCCUUGAUUACUGUCCGGCAGUGCCUUUCUUGAGUAUCCAAGUUUUGUCAGUCUUUUUUAAAGUUAUUGUAGGCAAAUUUCAUGUUAUGUGAUUAAUACCGGUUGAGUUGAGCAUACAGCUGUCCUUGAGUAGUCGUUUGUUUGUUUGUUCGUCCUUUGCUCCCACCUCCCCCCUACUCUCACAAAUGCACAUCAUAGUCUUCCAGAAAGAUGUCACAAUUUCAGCAUUUUCUCAUAGACCAUAAAGCACCUUGUUUACCUCCCCCUCAAGAAAACAAAAGUUGCAUAACUAUUGUCUUCGAUUUCUCCUAGGACAUUUUGCAUAACCAUUGUAUUCGAUCUCUCCUGGGACGAAUGUAUUACACAGGAGAAAUUGGAAACAAUGCUCAUGCAAAGUUUUAGCGGAGAAUACAAGGUGCAUUAUGGUCUAUGUGAAAAUAAUGAAUAUCAGCAUGAACGAGCCUAUUAAUCGGCUCCUGCAACAUGUCAGUAAAAUGCAUUCCGUCCCAUUGUAGUUUUUGUCUUAACUUUUGAUGCUUAUGCUGAACGCCAAGUGCUGAUCAUUCCCCAAUUGUAUUGGCUGUUUAGGCACUAGUGGCCUGAUCAUGCGUCAACUUGUUAGGCUUGUCUGAGAAUUCUUUUCCGUCUAUACUGUGCGUCGCUUACCAAUAUCCUAAAGGUGGCCUAAAUUCAGGUUAUAAUAGGGCUCAAAUACUCGGUCCAACAUAAAUUAUUGAUUUGGCAUUAGUCAUUUUUGUUUUCUCACCAUAUUUCACUCGUUCAUGGUUGAAAUGUAUUUCUCAUUCUACAUGUUCUUUAAAACAGAUUUCUUAAGACAUAAAACGGUAAAAACGAACGAUAAAAUCCGACUUUUCGGGGUAGUCAUGACUCCAUUAUCAAGGAAAACUGUUUUUGAUCUUGCAAAUUACAGCAUUUAAAGCGAUGUGGCGCGAAAAUUAACAUAACAGGGUGCGAAGAUUAUGAAAAUACUUUCGUACGAAUAGAGACUGAUUGCACGUUGAGAUUUGGGUUUAAGCUUCUUAUGAAAAGCAUUUCGUACACCAAACAGUCAAAUUUGUUCCUGCAUUUCUUAAGCAGUUCGAAACGUUUCAGUGUGUAGUUUAUAACUUCCAAGGUGGCCUGUGUGAUGCAGGCUUAUAUGUAGGUUACACACGCGGACAUUUACACAAUCGUGUCAAAGGACAUAAACAACAGUCCUCCGCCAUUGCCAAACAUUACAAGAACGUGCACGGGGCGGUCCCUCAGGACCUGCUGAAACGUUUCGAAGUGCUUAACAAAUGCAGGAACAAAUUUGUCUGUUUAGCGUACAAAAAUUAUUGUCAUAAGAACCUUAAAGCCAAAUCUCAACGUGCAAUCAGACUCUUUUCUUGCGAAAGUAUUUUCAUAAUCUUCGCACCCUGUUAUGUUAAUUUUCGCGCCACAUCGCUUUAAAUGCUGUAAUUUGCAUGAUCAAAAACAUUUUUCCUUGAUAAUGGGGUCAUGACUACUCCGAAACGUCGGAUUUAUCGUUCGUUUUUACCGUUUUAUGUACAUGUCCUUUAACUUCCUUACUUCGUGAUCCCGUACAUGAAAACGUGAGCUUGCACAUUAUGUUUCGUUCUAGUCAUAGUUAUUGAAUUUGUGCCUCUCCUUCUAUGCGCAUAAGGGUCGUGAUGUCAGAUAAAAGCCACACACCUUACCAGACGGGCACACCAUGUACUAAAUGCGCUUCUGGUUCUGGAUUCUGCUACAACAAUCUAUGCAGUAAGUACUUGGCUUUAAGCAACGAAUAAUAACGAAGAUCAGUAUAAAAACAGUUGAAAUACGACCGGAAGUAAGCUUCGAAACUUGUUAUCAGCUUUGGGCCCAGGCCAAACGUCCAAGUGUUCAUGAGACGAACCAAACAUAGGGAGAUAAGUUCAUGCAAACUUCGACGUCUGGCUCAGUUAAAUUCGUGUGAAUGAGUUCGGAUCGACCAACACGUUCUAUCCGUCUGCCUCGCGAGCGUAAAAAUGUUUGAAGAUCGUCUCAGGGAAAAACGUCGAUCUUCACAUUCGAUGGACUAAACGACUAAAUUACAAAUUUGUAUCAUAAUGUAUAUUUAGCCUUGUUCGGGAGAAAAUUUAUUAAAACUGCUUCUUGGUCUGAAUCAGUUGAUUGGUUCGACGCGUCCAAAGUUCGACGUCUGACCCAACAGACAAUCUUAACGUAAUUUAUGUCGACCCAAAUUAUUUGGAGUUUGGUUCGUCUCAUGAAAAGUUCCUCUUUUUGCCUAGGCCUUUAAGUUUUAAGAUACGAAUCAGACUUUAACCAAGGGAAAAUGACAGCUGAGGACUUUAUAAGAAACGAAUUGAGACUGUUGUUCCAAGAUAUCGUAGGGAAUUAGACCACAGUUAUGUGAUUAACUUUUGUAGGUUGAAUGUUAAAGUGAACGUUACGAUAACGCCAACGUAAUGACGCAAACGUUUGUGCCCAUAAAAACAGAGACAGCUAGUGCUGUGCUGGUGUUUCCUUAAAAGGUAUACCAUUGGAUUCAAGAAUUUACAAAGGAAAUGUUACUUCUCCAGGAGAGUGUGCUGAUUUUGACAAGCAAUGUGGAGGGAUUUUUACAAUAGCCACGUGCAAAUCGCACCCCGAACUGAUGGAAAAGAAGUGUCCCAAAAUGUGCAACCUGUGCAGUAAGUUGUUCAAUGUGGACUCUCUCGUAAAUUCCUAAUAAGCCAUUAUUUGGCAGUGGCUAUUAUAGUACUUAUAAUGGAUACCAUUUAGUGGCAUAACCCGGAGCCGUUGGGGGGAAUUUUUGCCUUCACGAUAAAAAAAAGGAAACAAAGAGAACUUAAACGGAACUUUUUUUACAAAAUUAUUUAACUAAAAUAAACAUAAGAACCGUGCACAUUACGAAAAAUUUUGAUUCAGAAAAUCCAGAUUAAAUCAUGACGAAUGAAUGCACUUUCCCCUUAACGAUUAUUGAUAACAUUUUUUCUUUAACUGUCCUUAUUUUACUUUACAUGACUGUCUUUCUAUUUUUUCUUUUCCUUUCUUUUUUUGUAUUCAAGAAUGUGUAAUGCAAUGUCAAAACGGCGGGACUGUCAAUAAGCAGAGCUGUACUUGCUCGUGCCCAGUACCUUGGACAGGCCCGGAUUGUUCAGGUACAGUGUUGCAAACUUCUAAUCACUCUUGCAAUGCAAAACCAGCGCGACUGCGAGCCGAGCCGAGGUGUAAAUGUUUAGGUUAAUCGCAGUGGUUCUGUGGUUUCAAAAUAGUACUGAUAAUGAUAGCUGAUAAUAUACAAUCGAUGCGAUUUUUGCAAAGAUGCUGACUAUCAUAUAAAGGGAAACUGUUCUUCUGAAAACGAGAUCGUGCGUUGACGUAGAUCCGCUGAUGCAAAAAGUCAAACAAUUAAAGCAAACAACAUAUAUUGGUCUAUUCUAAAUUCCUAUUUAUCGCCGCAAAAUAGUGCUGACUGAGCGACCGAUUUCAUUAAUUGAGCGUUACGGUCAACCGAGUUCAGCUCAGUUCAUCUUUCCAAGUGAAAAUAAUUAGUACUGGACUUCAACAAAGGUUCUUCUUGAAUUUAUAUUCCAUGAUUAUUUCGUUCAUUUUAACAUUUCAUGAAACCUGACCUGACGGAUCCCUAACCUAGCGUCAUAUCUCGCAUCCUUUAUUCGUAACAACAGAUUGUAAGAAACACAAUCGCAAUGCACUGUGAGAAGACGUUCACUCCAUCCUCCUCUGAUCUUAUAUAAGAAGUAAAAAACUCAAGGAGGUUACACUAAACCUUUACUACAGUGCAUGGGUAUGGGCAGUAUAUAAAGAUUUGCGUGUCUUCUGGUUAGGACUUUUAAGUGUUUAAUAAUUGCAACUACAUGUAAUUAUAUUUAAGAAUUUUUACAAUUUAAUUCGGGUUAUUUAAGUUAGUGAAGUCUACCUAUUGUCAUUUAUUUUGUUAUUGUUUGUUUCCAAUGCAGUGGUUUGUAAAGACACCUGGACAGGGAAUCCUCCAUGUUCUGAUUUAAUCAAGUGGAAUAAGGCGAACAAUGUUGAUGUAUGUAUGCAACAGUCCGUGAAGGAAACCUGUAUGGCCUCUUGUAUGAUUUGCGGUAAGGAAUUUCCAAGACAGUCUAUACAGCUUUUUAAACCAGACGUAAAAUAUAAACAAUAAUGAUUGCAUGCGUUCGUUUGCUGAAGGACAGCAUCGAAUGACUGUCAUUUUACGAGAUUUUAAAAAAGUACUUUGGGGCUGAAAUAAACCUUUUGAAUUUACAAUUUAAGGAUAAUUAUAUUACGUCCCAAUGGCAAUAAAAGCCUUUGUUCUGCCUCUUGCGGAACCAGCAUGAGCAAAAAUUUCUUCCACACCGCGCAGUACCUAUAGGCUUAUCGGAAACUACCCUGAUUGCCUUAUUUAAAGGAAUUUCGGAAAUUUCUUUGAAAUUUAAAGAUGUUAUUGCCUAAUAAUAAUUCAUAAUUUGGUGCUGUCUUCUUCACCUUCAGAUGACGGUAGCGGCAAAUACACCACCACAGUGGCUCCUCUAACUACUUCUACUCCCAGUAAUGCACCGCAAACUACAGGCAAGUAUUCGCGGGUCAAUUGCUAUUCUCCAACCCCGCACUCAUUGCAUCAGUACUAAUCAAAUCCCUCUUUCUUGCGAUCGACUAAGACUAUCCCAUGAUCUUUUCAAUCACGUUUUGAAAGUGAAUGAAACUACUAUGAGAUAAUUAAAAAUUUGUAUCUAAGAAUCCCUUCGCUUUUAAAGAUAACGUCCGAACAUUACGAUUUCCAGUUUUACACUGAAUUUGCAAUCAUAAAAACUUCAUCUAAAAAUAUCUCCAUUACGCUGUCGUAGAUUUAAUUCGCUUAAAAUUUGAGAUCAUCCAGGCAGCUAUUGGAGUAAAAAGCUUCCGUGAACGAUUUUGGAAAAAAAGUUCCCUGUGCCGAGAAUACGGCUGCAUAGAUAAUGGCGGCAUUUCGUUGCUAUGACAUUUAACACUGAUCGUAACAAAUUUUCAUCUUCAUCUAAUACAGCUGUUUACUAAUUUUUCUAAAUCUUUAUUUUCUGAAUUGUGACGUAGCUAGCGCUCAGACAUGGGAGGUAUUGACCCUAAAAAAUCCCAUCGAGCCACCUUAAAACCAUUUUGAAGAAGGCAGUCAUUGUUUCAUCUUUCAGUCAACCCUUGUUAAUCAUUAACCACUUUCUCUCAUAUAAAUCUAUUAUACCUGUAUAUACGUCUGCAGUGGUUAGCCCAACAACUAAAGCUCCAAUCGGACCCUCACCAAAUACAAUGACGAAAGGGCCUGCUUCAACAGGUGAGAGCUUGGGUAGUUAUAUAGCAAUAAAUUACGUCUUUCUGAAAAAGCUCGUUAGUUUUGUCGUAAAACGACAAACUGUGUCAGCUAUAAUUAUCUUUAGUUGCCACUGUUGUGUCUUGUAUGACCGGUUAUGACGCGGAAAAAAGUUGUCCUCGGAUGUACAAGCAAACAGAUACUCCCGCGCAGGUGCAAGGAAGAAGGGCAGCUAAAAACCUGCCUUCCCUGGACUGUAAAACGGUCGUUUUUUAAAUCGUUUUUUACUUUUUAUGUUUUUUUUUUAUCCGGGUUUUUCAAGGAGUUCAACAUAAAUCACCUAAAGAGCACCACUUCAAAGCUUGAGCCCCUAAAUGGGCGGCCAUUGCUUGGUUUUUGGCUGAAAUUGAAAAGGGCUACAAUUCGACAAGUUUUUUUUUUUUUUUUUCAGCAACAAUUGAUAAGGUAAAUGUUUAUGGCUUUUAUUCAACAUUCUUUAAAGAAGCUAAAAACCAUUUUGAAUAAUAAAGCCAAUAUUAGGCAGUGACUGCACCAGCUUUAAACUACAGUACAAACCCUCUUAUAAGAACCUACAUUUUUUGAAAUCAGGCAAAAAAGAUUUUUUUGUGUUUUGCAUGGGUUAUAUAGUUGUUGGCAAUGUGGCCUUAGCAUGUUCUUAUAAUUAUCUUCUUAACUUUUCUGUUGAUUGCCCGAAAAACAAAUAAACUUGCAUGGGUUUGAUCCUUAAAUUUAAAUUUAUUCACUUGAUCACAGAAUGUACUCUUAUUUCUACAACAAGAGCUGUAUAUUAAAAAACAACUUAAAUAAAUAAGUAAAGUUAACAUUUAUUUCAGUAUUUUUUAAUAUAAUUUAUCUCAAGGCAUGUGUUCAAAACAAGGCCCAACACUGCGCGAGCUCUGCUUGCAUUUCCGGUUACGAUACUUUCUGAUAAUUGAACAGAUUUAAAAUAUAAACAAAGAACUGUAAAAAAGAAAAGAGAAUAUAUUCAAAGGACGUGCCUGCCCUCGUGAUCUGACCGAGUUGAUGACAAGGGAGAGAAGGAAGAAUUUCUAGGGCAAAUAAUAAAUAACCUUAAUAUAUACGUACUUAACCCUGACACCGCCCUACAACCUCAUUGGCUAGAUUUGCAGUAACUGGCACAGCCUGACCUGGCGAGUUAUCAUGUGAGUACCAUGCCUUGACAUAUAUUAUAUUAUGUCUGCCAUAAUGUCUGGUUUUAAUCUGCAAAAUCGAAGUCAAACUCCUUGGAAAAAAUCUUUCUCAUACUCUAACUGUAACCCAGAUAUAAAAACCUGCUUGAUCUUGCUCAGCUUAACAGAUUCUUAUAUUUUUGGGCAUUGAAAUGACAAAUUUCUGCCAGUAGAUUCUUACACCACUAGGUUCUUACACGUAGGUUUUUACUGUAUUCGUAAUCAUUAAGCCAUACAAACAUUUUUUUAUCCUUGAACGUCAGUGAUAAGCCCAACAACUGCGACCCCAGUGCCAAUGACGAAAGGACCUGCUUCACAAGGUUGGAACAUUACUACUUAUACAUAAAAUGUACGUGUGUAAUGUAUUCCUCAGAGCCAUAUUCCACCAAUCUAGAUGUUCCAUUAUGCUCUUUCAUGACUCCCUGAUAAAUCAGCCAGUGAAAGCGGAACUCUUUAGUUUCGUCACAAAACGAAAAACUGUGGCAGCUGUUACUGGCAAAGGAUGGUUCGUGUAAAAUAACUCUUUAUGAUGUGAAAAUUGUACCAGCCCAAUCCUCGAGUAGGACCCUGAAAAGGAGGUUGAACCUGGCCUCAGACGCGCAUGCAAGCUCAUAGUCCCAGGGGGAUGCAGUGGAGGAAGCAGCUGAAACCCAAAUAAUUAUUGAAACCCUCAAUUUUAUCAAAAUCUGCCCUCUUUUUUGUGUGUUUGCUUUCUUUCUAUAUGUUAGCCUGAGUAUCAGGUGUUUCUGGGGAAAAAGGGGAAAGAUGGAAGCGAAAAAGGGAGAGAGCUGAAGGAGAAAAACGCCCUUCCUUUCUCUUCUCCCCCGUCCACCCUCCCGCAUCUAAAAUCCCCUCUCCCCUAGCCCCUUAGGAAGGCGUGAUACGCAGCCUAUCUAUGUGUCUUCGUUCCCGAUAUUUUUAAUUCUUCGCUCAGCGUAACGCAGAUAUAAAUACCGGCUUCUGGCUUUCAAAAGAAAUGACAUUUGUAAGGCGAACCAAUAAACAUACACUAAGAGCCAAUCUCUUUCAUGUAUACACUUUGUUAGUUUGCAAAGCCGAUAAAAAUCCGAGCUGUGAGGCGUGGGCAGCACGUGGAGAGUGCGAAAAAAACCCGACAUGGAUGCUACCAAACUGCUGUGUCAGCUGUAAAUAUCAUCGGGCACCGAAAGGUAAAUGUGUAUUGUUCUUGAGUUUAAAGUAUCCACUUGACAACUUAAACUUUUUAUUAAAUAGUAUGCUUUUCUUCGCAUCUUUUCUAAAUCACAUCAGUGCUGUUCUAAAUUUUAUCGUUGUUAAAUCGCAUUUGUUGCUCUAAAUCGCUUAAUUUCCGUUUUCCAUACAAAAUGAGCCCAUUUGAAAGCGUUUCCGCUCCCGCUUUUUUUCUCUUUUAUAUACUGGCUCAAUGUAAAAAUUGGUUCUUGGUACUUCUAUUUGCAAGGGUGAUUAGAUUGACUUCCCCGAUUUCAAAACGGGUUAGAUGUAAUAAAGUUGUUUGCAGCAAUUCUUAAAACGCUGGUUUCGAUUAUAGAGUUGAAUCACCGAGAACCUUUUCCCUUUACAGCUUGCAAUGAUUCGAAUCCUGACUGUCCUCGCUGGGCCUACUUUGCUGAAUGUGAAAGGAACAAAGAUUGGAUGCUAGCCAAUUGCCGGAAAAGUUGCAAUCAAUGCGGAGGUAAAACCGAUAACAAGAAGUAUUUUGCCGUAAGCAUCUUAGCGAUAAAACAGCCAUUCUGUAACUACUUCAAGGGAAGCCCUCCGCCUUGGGCAGGUACUGAAAACUGAGUUUAACCCAUGUCAGUCAAAGUUUACCACCCCUGUUAUAAACGUACUAUUUAUCAACAACAAUGUUAAGAAGGAAUAAUUGUAAAGGGCCAGUAGAAAAACAUUUAUCUACUUUCAUAAAUUCUAUUUAACAACAGAUCGGAGAUUUUAAUUACUGAAUAACACUGCGCGGUCUUGGUGACACUUCGUCUUUUUAAGUAGUAACCAGCACUUUGUACGAUAUUUUGGCUUAUAAAACUCGCGGAUAAGAUGGGGGCAAAGAGUAAAAGAAGCUAGAGUUGCAACCAUAAGAUAAACUCGAAAGUAAGAGCUGAGCUAUUCACCAUUUGAACCUUCUGAUCAUCACCACUUCAUAUUGAUUCAAAGUGGACAGACUGCAAAUUAUAAUAGUUGCUCAAAAAUAUAUAUUAAGUUUGCCUUGUUGUUUUACAUCGUUUGUUUAGAAUGUAAAGACACAGAUCCUAGCAGCUGUCCUUCGCGGGUCAAAGAACUCGGAGGGUGUGGUCCUCAAAAUAAGGCUGGGGCAAAUUUGAUAAACAGAGAAUGUAGAAAAAGCUGUGGACUUUGCAGAGGUGAGACUGAUAAUUGUCGCUUCACGAGCCUCAUCAUUUGAAUUUUUGUAGUUGCGUUUAAUACAUUUCAAUAAUUCGCCGCUCACAUUCCCUAUAUUGUCAUCAUGAGCUCCUCGAACCCUCAAGGAUCUCUAUCAAGCAGGCAUUGGUAAGGACCUACUGAAUAAGCGAGUAUACUUUGUAAAGCUUGAUUUUAAUUUUAAUUAGUGUAAAGAGGAAGACAAAAAUGGCCUUUAGUCUUCGUUUACUUCAAAACAAUGAAUUCUUUGGAUAAAAGUUUUAUAUGCCUUUGUAUUCAUUGAUAUUCUAAAAUCAACCUUUCAAUGUUUUCCUUUACAGUUUAUGACAGACACGCAGCGUGUCCGGCUUGGGCAGUCACAGGGGAAUGUGACAAGUCCAACUCUAGCUGGAUGAUGGAUAACUGUCCUCGAAGCUGUAAUGUGAAUGGUGGGUAUCAAAGAUUUUUUAACUCAAAGUCUAGCAGGUCUCAUUAUAAAUAAGUAAGGACAAGUAUGGAAAAAAGCCAUCAUGGCUCUUUGCAUGGGCUAAAGCACACAUCACCUUUGGCACGCGCAUAUGCACGAUUUGCAAAAAAUGAUACACUGUGUCUUAGUGUAUAUUUCGAGUAUAUCGGUGCAAGAAAUGAUUUCCAGCAAGAGAUUAAAGAGACUAAUUGAAGAUGCUAACUAGCAAAUAUCAUCUUGAAUUAAGAAACGUUCAGUUAACUAUCAUGACCAUAUUAUGGAAUGUAAACACGAGGUAGAGGAGAUAGUAGUACAGGGCGGAACGAGUUAGCCUUUUUUGCGGUGAUGGAAGUCUCGUCGAUAACCUGCGGAGGAAUACAUAUGCAUUACAUAAAUGUUACAGAUUUUUGUGUAAGUUUAUAAGGUCAUAAGAUACGUUUUAGAGAUUGUAAAUCGAUCAUGUAAUGCUACAUUUUAAACCAUGGGCGUCAUGUCCUAAUGUAGUGGAGGGAAAUAAAAAAUAAAUAAAAAAAUGAGGAAGGGCAAAAUUCCAAUGCGGAGGAGUAGAAAGGGGAGUGUAGGGUAUAAGUGAACAAUCAUGUUUUGUGUAAGAAAGAGCUUCGUCCUCAUUAAUAGAGAUGAGUAAAUAAGGACUUGUUAAAUAAACUAUGAAAUGAUCGAUUUAAAACCAGUCAAACUAGUUAAACUGCCAGAAAUAAGCACUUCAGUGACGUCCGUCAUGAUAUUAAUGUGAAUCGCCCGCAUUUUAUUCAUGAAAUAAAGACAAAAGGUUAGGAUGUGAUUUCCCUUAAAAAAGUGUUAACUGGUCUUGUGCUUUUGUUCUGACAUACAAAAUAAUUCGUGUGGUUUUGGAAAUUUUUUGCCACGAAAAUCAUAAAUUGAAAUGUGUGUGAUAAAAUACCCUUCAUUUAUGAAGUGUUAAAAGCAUUUGAUUUCUCUUGCUUCUUUACAGUUUAUUUUUGCAUUUUUUAAGAAAAAAAGUCAAUAAAUCUCUACCUAUAUUUUAGUGUCAGAAGUCUUGUUCUGUGGUGGAAAACGAAACGGCCAUUAUCAAGCUCCAAGGAACUGCAAAUCGUACAUAGCCUGUUCGCAUGGCGUCACCAGUCACGUAGCAUGCCCCUCAGGAAAGGUCUUUGACACCUUAAAACGAAUUUGUGAAUCUCCAAUUAAUUCUACUUCUACUUGCAAGUUGCAAGAUGCCGUCGAAGAGUCAAAAUGGAACAUAAUUUGGACGCUCAAGAGAGGUUCAGUCUCUGCGAAGACAAAUGCCCCUUCCACAAGUAAAGACGUUAAUGCACAGUGAACUACAGUUGCUUUAAUUUUUUAGUUAACAUAGUUAAUCACCUACAAAAGUACAGUAAAUUUUUAGCAUCUGAAACCUGAAAUUUCCUUCGUCAUCUUCAUUUUUUAAAAAUCAAAAUUACAUGUUUUUGCUUCCAAUCCACAACUCUUACUCUAAAGGCAAAAAGCUAGUCGUCAGACCAGAAUUAUUGUGUGGAAAGGUAAGAAAUAAAAAGUUCUCCGGUCAGUACUGCAGUUCACUUUGUCUAUCCCGUAAACUUUCUGGGACAAAGGCGGUAGGUGGCAAUCCUCUCUAGGGGGACAUAAUGCCCCAGGGUAUACGGGGAGGUGGAAAGACCUCCCUAAGGGUCUAAUCCCCGAUUUAAUGUGUUAGAAAUGUCUAUAGAGUGUCACCAGAAACCUAUCUUUCCCACUCCAAACUUGGGAGUGAAAUAAAUCGCUAAAAAAGGUAAAACGUUUUUUAUGGAAAAUUCCACUGAGUAUCUAUCUUCUUGUUUGAAUAUUUUACCUGAAUUCCCAUACAAAUCCUUCAUGUUCACUGCCAUUUUGAAGAUUACACAAUAUCGUACCGCACCUAAUUAAAAAUUGAACUCUCAUACUGUGCUUGGCUGCCUGUGCUUUCGCAUUAGAAAUGUGCAAUAUCUCAAAGAAUCGUGUAAACGUGUCGUGCUUUGGGAAACCAUCUCAAGUUAGUGCUCUGAUUUUUUGGCCAGAAGCUGACCUAAACACGAACUGAAAACAGACCCAUAAAGCCGAACCUUAGGACGAUCACCAGCAACCUUCUAAACUGAACAAAACGCUUUUAACAUGCUUUGUAGUAAGCCCUUAAAAGUUUAAAAUUUUUGUUCCUCAUUCGAUCACACGGUCAUCCACGUCAUUUGGAAUUAAAAGGGGUGUCCUGCAAAGUUAAAUAAUAAUAAUAAUAAUAAAAAGUAUCUUUCCAAUGUCCUCGUGCGACUCAGUAGCUUGAGUAUUUUAUUACCAAGACGUAACUCUAAACAGUUCUAUGGGAAGCAAAGCCAGUGUCACGUUUAUAACUUUAAGUGUUGUUGUAAAGGCUGAUUAAAGUGUUGUAGGCCCCUACUCAGUCGGGUAUAUAAAAUACAAAUUUAAUUCAAGCCAGCUUCGGUAGAUAUUUUGGGUCUGAACACCAUAAAAAAUAAAGUGGGGAAUUAAAGACGACCUUUCAGGAAUUACGCAAAUCUUCACAGAAAGCGUCCUCUUAAGUCCAGGCCACAUACAAUCAAUGGAACGUAACGUGACAGUCAGAAAAUAUUAUUGCAUAUAUAGGACCUUUCCAAUGAUGUUUGUUUUUCCAGUUCGAUAACACUGUGAACCCGAAAAAACCUUUCCUGUGAUACGACUUUUCAUUUUCUUAUGAGGUUACGUCAGUCAUGCUAGUAGCCCGUUCUAGGUGAUCAGAUUGUGAGGAUGGAGCAAAAAGAUGUGAGCAGGUCCAGGCGUUAUGCAGAUUGUGGAGAUGGCGCAAAAAGAAUGCUAGAAACGGCCUCAUCACCUUAGUUCUUGAGUUUAAACCUAGAUUCAGUGAGAGAACAGAGGAAUUUCUAUAGUUUUCCUAUUUGGAUGGCGUGGGUUGGUUCUCUGACAGAAUGAAGACAUUGCGGCUCAAGAACUAAAGUUGGUGAAACUGUUUCUGGUAUGACGGACAUAUUUGAUAUUUGUCAAUAUUCUCACUAUAACUGUAUCCAGGGCUCAGUUGUUCGAACGCCGGUUAGCACUAACCCGGGUUUCUUUUCAUCAAAAGCACUCUAUCGAAUGAUUUUCUCUACUCUUUUUUAGAGUAUCCAAUCGUGAAAUUGUGGGCAAAGAGAAUUAAACUGAAUUUGAUUUUUAAGCUUUCAUAUCUGAGUUCAAAUUUCGCUCUAACCCUGGUUUAUCUUAACCCAGCUUCGAACGACCCGGUCCAGAGAGCAGUUUGCCGAAUACAAUAAAUACAAUAUGACUAAACUUGGCAACCGAGAGAAAAAAGCUUUCUCUUAAUGGAUAACUGAAGUGUUCUUGACAUUUGGCUGCGACCCAGUCACAGGAGCCCAUAUCGCCUCCUGGCAACGAUGAUCAUGAGACAAGAGUGGCUCUCAACGCCUUAAUUCACCACUUUUGUAUUUGACACACAAUGCACCUCGUUUGUCCCUGAAAUUUUGCAGAACGCCCACCGUUUCCAGUUUCGUCUGAAUCUCUGUCGAGAGUAAUUGAAAACAAUCAUAUGGUUAUGGAAAAGUUUCGUUGGACAAACAAGAUAUAUUGAGGGCAAUGCGAAUUUCUGACCUUUCGAUGUUUUCCAACGAGUCAGGGUUACUUUAAUCUAACCUUUUUAAGCGGGUACCUGAGUCCGUGGAGUACUUCUAAUUGUUAUCGGAACUUGUUUUACUUGUUCCUUUUCUGUUUUUCUUUUUUAAUCCUGGUAUUGUGAAUUACGAACUUCGUAAGUUAAAGUUUUGUCUUCUUUCUGAAAAGCAUCGUUCCCUUGCUGUCGAUUUUGUCGCCCAACAGUGUGUUUUCGCAUACGAUCACAAAAGACGUUAUAAUUAGGUCAUUAACGGACCACUUGGUGAGCGUAUGAUCUACUGUUUAAAAUUAAUGAAAAGCAGAGAACCUUUAAACGAAGCGGAGCUAACAUGAAUCGGGGUUUAUUCAUGUUUCCACAAGGAAGACCUAGUUGUCAAGGCAUGCCUUGGAAAUUAACUCCUGUUAUUAUACUGUGCUUUGUUAUACAGUUUCAGUCUAAGGACAGGGCAGUUAAAGCAACUGUCGUAAGAGUCGACCUAAACCCGCCAACGAGAGCAGAUUUUGCUACUUGCAAACUAACGCCGGAAUUAAAAGAGAAGUUUGUGGACGAUCAUAAUAAAUUUCGGUCAAAUGUGACACCUUCUGCUGCAGACAUGGAAUACUUGGUAGGUAUUUACUGCUAAUAAGAGAAGAAAACAUAUCGUUUACUGGACACAGUUUGGUGGUUAGUUAGUUUUGGUUGAAAGGACUUCAGGGCCCGUUUCCUCGAAAGAAGGUUAAGUUUAACCCAAGAUUAAUCCAAAUUUUACGCACAGUUUUCUUGUCUACGACCAUGUAACUCAAGCUUACAAAAUACUGUUGAGCAUGCACUCUCAGAUACAGUAAUGAUAACAUAAAAAUGUUAGAAAUACUCUAAGCAACACAUAGGAAGGUAAAUACAAAAAGUGGAACAAAAUUUUAAUCCUGGGUUAGCGCUAAUCGGGCUUUCAGGAACCGGACCCAGGGUCAGAUUUGCUACAUUUUAGAAUGGUUUCUGUUAGGGCCGAUCAAUAAUGACUAAAUAAUUAUAAGUUGCGACCCCCGUUUUUAGUUAUACUUGCCGCCCUCAUUAUAAGAUUCCAUCUCCACAAGUGAAAGUGAGCUGGUUCAGUCCUUUAUUCUCUUACAGGAGAGGGAUAAAGGUUUUAUGAAUUACUUAUUUUUCACCAUAUCUUUUUCUUUCUCUUUCAGUUUUGGGAUGAAAAUCUGGGGAAUUUGGCUCAAAUGUGGGUAAAUAAAUGUCAAUGGUGGCAUGGUUUCCUAUACUUUGGCCAAGAAUAUCCAUUACCUUUGAAUUUGAAAGGAAGAAUGGGUAAGUUUCUAUCAUGCCUAAUAUAGUUCCUUACCUUAAUUUAGUAUUCGUUGAAAAUAAUUUUCGUUUUUGAUUAGCUUAUACAUGCCUGGCUAAUUUGAAUGGAAAGAUGCUUGCUAUUUUUUGAAGCACGGAAUUAAUUUAUGUAUAGGUUGCUGACAUCAGUAAUGGAAUAAUUAUAAAAAUCACCCACCACUGACACACAUGGCAGUUGUGUGGCAGCUAAACUGUUUUGGCUUUCUGCAGUUCAAGAAAUUGCGGAUGAUUUUCCAGACGCUAUAGAAAACGAAAAAAAGCGGAAUUGCUUCCUAAAAAUAGAUGGCUAGAAUUCUCAGAAAAUCCUACUCGAUGGAUAGCAACUUCGCUUGAAAGGCUGAAGAUCGAGAUUGUAGGAAAAUAGCAAUCUUUUUCAGUUUUCUCUCUUCUUUAUCUCUGUCGUUUUUUUGUUUCUUAGUAUGCUAGCAAACUCAUCAAAAAGGGAAUAAAAGCUCGCACUGUUCACACUUACGAAUAGCGUAUUGACUUUCGAUAGGAUUUACUAAAAAAUACGCAAAAAUGAACCGUCCUAUCACUAAUUUUGUGCUGUCGAUUAAUCAUGACAUGUUUAAACAUGGCCCAGCAUGCUUCAUAAUUAAAAUACUUCAAGUAUAUUUAAAUUCAGCAUGAUUGCGAGUCUUUGCAGGACACAAACAACGAAGAUAAAUAAACACAUUAUUUUAUUCAUUUCUCAUGUUUGGUGUCCUCCAGAACUCGCUAUAAGAUGUAUUUUCUUAAAAAGUGGGCAGUUUUUAAUGCCGUCAUUUAUAUAGUAAUACUAGCAUGAACAGUUUCUCUCUUGCACCCUUUCUAUACUUCCAUGACAGCUUCUUGACAACUGGCUCUCUUUUUGAUUCUUAAGGCCAGAAUCUGGCUAAAGAUAACUACGACCUCCCAGAUCCAACGACCCGCGUGAAGAAGUGGGACGACGAAGUAAACAACUUUCGGUAUGGUAGCAAAACAGGCUUUUGCGUGAAUCCACCUUGCGGACAUUACAUACAGGUUAAAAAGGGCCUACUAAACCUAACAUUGUUUGUAUAUUAAUUUGCUCGUUGAUUCUUAUUCUUUUACUUUCAUUGUUCUGGUUUCCACAAGUUGCUCAUACUUCCAGCAGCUUUUUUCUGUCUACUAAUCUACAAAAGUAUUUUCUUUCGAUUCUUGAAUUCUGAACAGUAUACUCGUGUUUAAAUUACGAGAAAUGAGGAUAGAUUUAUGUGCAAAAAUUCGGCCUCCGGCAUAUAUGUUACCAAUGAAUUUCUAAUAAACUGUUCCGACGACGCACGCCCAUUACGAAUACUCACCGAUGACUAUAUAUCAAAAGUUGACGAAGGCGUUUUAAAAAAUUCGAAGAUUACGAAAAAAUAAAAAUCUUUAAAAAAAAUUACUAGUUGCAGUUAACUUACAUGACUUUCAGGUGCUAAUACUUGGAUUAUAUACUUUUAGAAUAUUUUUUAAAAAUAUAUUUGACGACAGUUACAUCCUGGCCAAACAUUCAUCAUAGGCAACUUGUGGAUCCAGAGGGAAAAAGAAAGUAAAUCAACUUUUCACCUCCCUGUAAGCAGAGCUUCCUUUUGUCUUCUUGAGUGUGGAGGAAAAAGAAGGUUCUGUGAGGUUCUGCCUGAAUCAAGUUAAACCUUUGAGGUCGCCGAAGCCCAAACUUCUGCCAGACAAUCUUGUUCUCUCUCGUCAAGCUGUUUUUUUUUUUCCGAGUGUGAGCAUCCGUUUAUUGAUAAACCGAUAGUCAUAGCAAGCACACGGCUGUUAGGCUUGGUUUCGAAUCUUACUCGAUUCAUGCACGGUCUUUCUUGAGUAAGCCAAAAGCGAGCAAGCGAAAGAAAAGCUCUAUUGACAGGUAGACUUUUCAAAUGCAAGAUUCCAUGUUUAAAGUCACUGGUUAAGCAACUCCGGCAACAGCCCAUGGUACCAUGGUUUUUAAUUGCCAACUAAGUCUGACUAUGAUCGGCGAUUGCAUGACCGACAAGCUCUGAUAGCUAUCAGUUAGCGCACCAUGGUCGUAAACUCGUACACGCUGGGGCAAUUUAUCUACGCAUGUCUAUCUUAUCCUUCCCGAAUCACUCUUUUUUCAAAAUCUACUAUCUUUCAGAAAUACGUACCAUCGCUGCAACUAGUGUUAGUAUUUAGAUAGAAUAAAUGUACCGUAGCAAGUUGCAAAGACCUGAGAUGGUGACCCCGACCAGUUAAGCUAGUCGCUAGUAUACCCGUCCGUUAAGUUUCGUGCAAUCAGAUCCUGAAUCAUAGCUGACUUUUUUUCAGUUGACUUGGGCGAAAGCAAAGUAUGUUGGCUGCGCCGUCAACUUAUGCCCUAAUUUUGGUGAUGGUCAAAACAAUGGUGGAUCAUUUGUUGGUUGCGAUUAUGACAGGUAACUAGUAGUAGCUCUAAUUAUUUGCAUCUGAUGGAGGCAUUUGUUGCAUCUCACAAUCAAACAGCCAGAAUAUACUGCAUUUCUAUUUAAACAUCAGCCUAGUUUAAUGGUCAGAGCAACUAGACUUGUAAUUCAGAGGCCCGAUCCUAGUGGUCGAUAUCUCGCCCAGACCGCUUAUGGAUUUAUUCUCGUUUAUUGCUGAGCCCUGAGUUUAAAUCCGGAGCUACGCAUGUAAAAUAUCCAACUUGAAUAAUUAAUUAACUGUCCAUUUUUUUUCCACAUUUGACAGGGCAAUUGCCUUCUGCAUCUAGGUAGAAGCUUCAAUCUUUGAUUUGCUAGUCGAAUGUUUGUUAGCAGAUUAUUUCACUUUUUCGGGGACUUAACCGCAGUCAGUGCAGGCUGUAGCAGAUAUUCGUAAGGUGUCUCCUCAUUGGUCGCGGAAAACAAUAACGCAACAUUGUUUAUCAUCAUUUCGAUCGUUUUACUGUUAGGGAUCGUUACAUAAAGCCCUUUCAUUUUCAGUGAUCUGGUAUACCUUAGCUUGCACUUCAAAUUAUAGAUAUUAUGUUCUGCUCCUCAUUUACGGCAUUUCUAAGAACCGUGAUGUCAGAUUUCAAGGACACACCUUACCAAGCAGGCACACCAUGUACCAAAUGCGCUUCAGGUUCUGGAUUCUGCUACAAGAAUCUGUGCAGUAAGUAGUCACCGCCUUCCAAACAUAAGUUUAAAUGGGAGACAGGCACCUUGCUUGGUGGACCUUCAACCCUGGUUUUUGCAAAUUUUCUAUUAUCGAUCAGGCUGAAUGGGAUCCGAGUCAAUUCGUCAAGUGAUUGCGUCUCUAGGAGCUAAAGUUAAGCCGUUCGCAAGUUGUAUUGAUCCUUCCUUUUCAAUUCGAAACCUGAGGUCGGUUUAGAAUGGACUUCACAAUGUUAUUUGAAAAUAACAAGCGACUUAGAACGCCAGUGAAGUGGUGUUAAUCUUUUGAGGCUUAAAUAGCAAAGGGCCAAAGAUUCAUACCACUAUAAUUUGAGCAAAAUUUUUUGACCUUGAAUUAAAAACUAGUAAGUAAUAUUUUGGUGUUUUUAAAGGCCAACUAAUACGACUAAAUUAACAGAUAUUUCAACCGAAAUCUUUCUUUGUCAGGAGAUUGUGCUGAUUUUGACAAGGAAUGUGGAGGGAGUCUAACACAAGCCAUGUGCAAAUCGGACCCCGAAUUGAUGGAAAAGAAGUGUCCCAAAAUGUGCAACUUGUGCAGUAAGUUGUUCACUGGGUGAAAUUUCUUGUAAAUUCCUUUAGUCAUAAUCUUACAGUGGCUAUCAUUUAAAUCCAACGAUACAUUAUGUUUACAAUGGUUGGAACAUCAAUGACACUAGAUAUACGAUAUAGUCAGCUUAAUUUGCGGCAGGGCAGGGAUACCACCGUCUACUGAAAUAAUGUGACACCAUUCUUCCGAUUUAAAGCAGAAUGCUCGAUUCACAAGAAGUGUCCCAAAAUGUGCAACUUUAGACUUUCAAAAAAGUCCUUCGUCGGGUUUCAAAUGGCGCGGGACGAAGGACUUUUCAUACUUGAUUGGCGCUAAUUUUACCGACCCAAAAACGGGUCGGUGCGCUUGGACCAAUCAGAGUAGCUCCCAAGGACCCUUGGGGGAUAAAGCUGUCACUCACAAGUAAUAAGCGCAUUGAGACGUGACUUGCAGUUCCAAUUCAAACAUGGGGUAGAUUGCGAAGUGGAAGAUGUUGACAGGCCAAACACGACUCAAAAGCUCGUGAUAGUGUGAUACGUGACCUUAUAGUUUUGCUCUAACGAGGAUAUCUCCCAGCGAUUUUGCUCUUUUAUAUGAAAUUAUGGGAGGCUCGUUGUAUAUUUCUCUCGGUGGUGGUUGAUCUUGAAUUAAGUGCCAUUUGCUCAUUAAAAUGUUUUUAAGGUUCUGCAAAGCAGGGUGGUACGUGGUAACGAAAGGCAGAGUUUUCUUUCGCACUUCAUUGUUCUUUUGUAAAGCUGACUUCCGUUCGGUAAAUUGAACCUCAGAGGUGAUUUUUUUCUAUGAGAUUGUGAGGGUAACCUUUAGCGCGAAGGCGUUUUUUUGAAGUUGUAGAUGUUUUCAUAGAAGGGUUUAGCUGAGGAGUUAGUUCUCAGAAGUCUAAGGGCUUCGCCCUUUAUUAGACCUUUUCUGACCCCGUGAGGGUUACAGGAAGAGAAAUGCGUUUAUUGAGAAGUCUUUGUAGGUUUAAAAUGUGUGCGGAUGUCAAGGAUUCCUGGGUUGUGAAAUCUCCUUUCCCAGUAUUGACUCGAGAUUGAAACAAGUUUUUGUUUUUUUCCGGCCCCCUGAGGUUGCCAACUUUCGCCUAAAAUCAUUGUUAGAGACAAAUUUCGCACAAAGUAAACAAAUUUGCUCCUUCGAUGAUGGAGAUACACAAACUCGUUCAAUAGAUUUAGCUGGAGUGGAAUCAGCACAUUCCGCCAUUGAAGUCAUGGACUCACAAAUAAAACCUGAAACCCCAAAUGCGAGUCACGCCACUCACCAUUUUUGGCUCGAAAUGCAAAUGAAAACCCAUCAAACGAGACAAGUCGACCUCUCGCGACUUUGUCGCUCGUUGUUUGGCCGCUUCCCGGCCAAACAAGGCUCGCUCCGCUCGCCAAGAAGUAGACUUGUAGCAAGUCUAGUGCAACUUGUGCAGUAAGUUGUUCACUGGGUGACUAUAUUAUAUCUACACUGGUUGGAACAUCAAUGACACCAGAUAUACGAUAUAGUCAGCUUAAUUUGCGGCAAGGCAGGGAUACCACCGUCUACUGAAAUAACGUGACGCCAUUCUUGCGAUUUAAAGCAGAAUGUUCGAUUCACAAGUAAAAACCCCCAUAAAUUAGUAUUUAAAGAUGCAAUGAAGAAAUAAAACAAAGCUCACAUGUAUACAUGUCAAAAGUGAAAAAUUGAUGUUUUUGCACAAGUUUGAAUUUCAGAAAAACGAAGACGAACUCAUGAUGAAUGCACCCCUUUGACUUUUUACAUAACUAUUUUCCUUUUUUUUUUGUAUGCAAGAAUGUCCAUUGCAAUGUCAAAAUGGUGGUACUCUGAAUGCUCAAAGCUGUACUUGUUCAUGCGCAGUACGUUGGGCAGGCCCGGACUGUUCAGGUACAGUGUAUGUUAUAUAAUGGUAAAAUUAAAAGAAAAAUGUUCCGUGCCGUCCAUGUCAUGUUGGAGCUAUUCAUGAGCCAAGUAUUAACCGUUCAGAAUUUCAGUGUGUUAGUUCAAAAAUAUCAUACAAUGCAAAACCUAGGGUGGUUCCUUCUUUCACAUCCCUCAGCCUCCCUACCAUGGAACUGGGUGACUCUGCAUAAAGUGCAGUUUACUUGACGGUCGUGAUUAAUAGUGUCCAGGUGUUUUGGUGGAUGACCGAUCACAUAUCCCUUUAACUUCUUUUUACAAGUUUGAUUCAGUAACUUAUUUAAGUUAAAGUUUUCCUACAAGCAUUAACGGUGAUUUAUUUUGGAUUUUUAAUGUAGAGGUCUGUCAAGACACCAGGACAGAUUAUCCUCCAUGCAACUUGAUGAUCGAGUGGAACGGCAAAGAUAUAUGUAAAGAAGAAGCCAUGAAAACAACCUGUAUGGCUUCUUGUAUGAUCUGCGGUAAGGAACUUUUAAGUCACCUUUUAAACAGAUUUGAAGAUCACACUUGUCGAAAUGGAAGCACAAAUGCAAUGCACAAUGCUUAAAAAAAUGGCGUUGGUUGAAAGCUAUUGGGAGACAGCAGUGUUCCAGCCAGAGCGCGCCAUUGCGUGAAUCCCAAAAGAUCGAGAGAUGGCCCCCACCAAAAGCGUUCAAGGGCCACUAUGGCCCUUUCCUUCUUUAAUUCCCUGGGCUUAAAAAUGUCUCUGUUACUUCAACUACAAUAAUUUUCCGAUAAAACAGAAUUUUUAAUCGUACCUUUAUACACAACAUGAAAAUCAAUCGAUGAAUCUUCUUGAGUUUACCUGAUUUACCGUAAAUGGUCUGGAGACCACUGAGCCUCGACUUCGCUUUUGUAAUAUCGCAGGAGCUGAUGGGUAUCCAUCACGGCGUCUCGAAAAAGGAGGAACCUGACAAACGCAUUUCGAGGUCAUCGAAAGUUUUCUCUCAGUAAGUAACGAAAAAGUGGAUUGGGGCGAAGCAGUUCAGAAGAAGCGAAAGGAAGCAGAUCUUGACGGUGAAGUGGAAAAUGAGAUGAAAAAAAUUACUUACUAUUUUUAUUGCAUACAUUUUUAUUGUACUGUUUGCCUUAUUACUGAAGAUUUCCUCUAUUGUGUAAAGAGGGAUGCUCCAUGUCAGCUUCAAAUAAACUGCCAAUCUCAUUUCCUUAACUUUCCAACUGUUUCUUCUCUUUUGCAUAUUAGAAAGAUACUGGUACAUUGGCACUUUCUUGAAAUAUCUGGCCCCAAAAAAUGGGUUGUAGGGGCCACUUUGGCCCUCAAGGAGAAAUUUCUGGCUGGAACACUGGAGACAACAUCAAAUAAGCUUCAUUUUUCGGGAUGUUGAGAUCAAUACGUUAUAUUUAGUUAUCGUGUUUAUGGUUAAUAAGGUGCUCCCUAGUGUCUAUCAGCACUCAAAAUUUCAUUUUAUGUAUCCAACUUUAGAUGAUGGCAGUGGUAAAUACACCACCACGGUAGCUCCUGUAACCACUUCUGCUCCUAAUGCACCUCAAACAGGUAAGUACUCCUGAUUAAUUAGUGAAUCUUAUUAAAACCUGUUUGGGUUGUUUAUUUCACUUGAUUGGGGGAGAGGGGAGGGGCGGGGCGGCGGUAUCGAGGUCUUUUAAAAAUUUAUUAUGCAUAUCUGCCAGGCUGCUCAAACUAUUUAACAUUAAUUUUAGAACUUCAAUUUCUUUAAGGAUUGUUUGGAAGCGUUUGACGCAAAUGCGAUUUUUGGACGUAAUUAAUAUAGGGUUUCUAUGGCAACCGUUUAAUUUACAGACAGCUAUGGGCUCCUGACCCGGCCUCCUGCCCAUAUCAGAUGAAUAAGCCACCAGCACUGUUAGCCUUCAGCCCCCUUCCCUUUCAAAUUUGCUCCUACGAGCAUGAUAACGACAAUCACCACAGGGAGCUGGGAUGCUUUGUGCAAUAAAGAAAGAAACCGUUGGCCUGUAUGCCUGUGGCUGCCUUUCGGCUGUUUGGAGAGAAAUUUGCUUUAACGAAGGGAUAAUUUCUCCCCUUCGUUUUCACUAUCACUUCAGUCGCGUCAGGAUCUGCAGACGACAUAAACGUCUCGUGUUCCAAGUAUUAACUAUAAACCCGAAACUUGCUUCCCAUGAGACUUAUAAGACACUGUCAGUACUUAAAACUCAAGACGGUUAUCGGACGUCUCCAGCUUCUGAUGCAUUACACGUUUAAAGCGAUUGUGUUUUCAAACAGAACAGAGAAGCCGACUUCGCCUUGAAGCUAGUUUCUUUCAAAACUACCAAAAAAAGACACAGACGCCCAGGUAAAUCCCUGGGUCGGAAGGAUUUCCACAUGAAUCAUGCAGAUACCGAAGAUGCAAGUCUUCUUCCUUAGGGGUAGAAAUUGCAGAUUUUGGCCUCACUUAGGGUGUUCAGGACGAAAAUUCAAUAUUUUUACCCAUUAAGUUAUCGGUAUUGGUUGUGUCUAUAGAAAAUUCUAAAUUUCUUUAAGGGUCAAAAAGUCGGUGCCACAACCCAGAUGGGUUUCCUCUAAGCCAGAGUUCCCCUCUCCGGAGAUAAAUCGUUUCUUUUUUUAUUGUAAUAAUUCAGGCUCCGGAUGUAAUAUGACACACCAUUAAGGCAAAAAAAAAAAAAAAAGGAGGAGGAGAUAAGAGCAAACAGAAAUGAUAAAGCGGUGUCUGAUUUAGCUUUCAGCCAUCCUCAUUAGCCAUUAACAAUUUGUUUCUAAAUAAUUUGUUCUUAUAAUUGAUCCGUAUGUCAGUGGUUAACCCAGCAACUGCAGCUCCUGCAGUAAGACCAACGCAAAAUAUUGGGACGACAGGACCGGCGUCACAAGGUUAGAACGUAUGAACAGCCUUGUUUCUAGGGUUCUCUCUGGGAACGAGGUUGACGUAUGGAUAGCUUAAAAAGUGUCGUCAUUCUUUGAGCGUUCUAUCUGUAUUUAUUCACAAUCUUAAUUGUUGUUCUGUUUAUACUGUCCUAAUGGAAUCCAAGAUUUGAAAGUGAAAAUGGCUUUGGUUUCGAAUCAUUUGACUUACAUACUGACAUACCUUUAACAUUUAAUUAAUUUUCAGUUCCUCUACUAUAAGUUUGUUUUCACUCAUGUGGUCAGCAACAGCCUUACUAUACAAAUUUGUUGAAACAAGUAAAGCUUUUCCAUGAAAAAUGAAUUCCAUCCACACAGAAUUUUCUUGGUACAGCAACAUGACCCCCGUUUCAUUGUUCUUUAGACCACAAUGGCCUCCGUGAUGUCACGUGAAAACUAUCUUUCAAUGCUUUGUAAAAACUCAUUUUAACAACUGAAUUUGAAUUUCCGAGUUCAAGAAACUCUCACUUUCAAAACGAGGCUAAGUAUAAAACCUUUCUUGUGAGGAUGAGUUUUAUUUGCAUGAUAAUUAAAAAAUCAUUUUCGAUCGUGUCAACGGCUUUGCACCUAGCCUAGCUUUCAAACAGAGGCUUUGGGCAACUCCAAAAUGGUCCAUUGAUUAGUUAUUAACCACUGCCAGAAAGUUACAAAGUUGACGUUUUGAGGGCAAGCCGCGUUAUCAGCGCGAAUCAUUGAUUAAAUGAGAUCGAUGGCCUAACUGGCACUUCGACACGUCAGCUUGUGAAUCUUACUACGGUUGUAAAUUGACUAAUCAAUUCAGUUGUUAAAAAAAAAUCUGUACGUUUUGUGUUUAAAAGCCGAUACUGAUGUGAAUGUCGUGGGUUCAAAUCUUUACGAGGUCAAAGGAUUUUUUCUGUACCAUCGGUGGUCACUUUAUUCCCUUUACUUAAGGGCUCUGACGCCUAGUGGGGUUUUUGAGUUAUUUGUAGUUCUUGAAUAUUCAUCAAAAAAUUGAUUCGCUAUUCCGUCAUUUGUUUAACAAUACGCGGCACAACAUCAUAUGUUAAAGUACUCUUUACCUUUUUACCUCGCCGUGAGUGUGACUUGCUCUUCUGGCAUCAGGCCUUGUAGCCUAGGAGGGCGUGGGUUCGAAUCCCAUCGAGGUCAAAAGAAUGACUUGUGUGGUAUCCUGCAAUUGCUAUUACUAGGGCUUAAACACUCAUUGGGUUUUGUGGGUUGUUUCUUGUAUCACUUGAAUUUCCAUUCUCUGACUGCUCCAUAUCAUUCCCUUUACUCUAUAGUCCAUCUGAUUUUUAUGGUAAUUAUGAUUCAAGACCUGAGAACCAGUCUUAUCAGAAACCGAACAUUAAAAAUAAUGCUUAAAGGGCUUUUUCAUAUUUUCAGCUUGUACAUUCGACCGUAAUCCGAGUUGCGAGUCGUGGGCAGCUGUUGGAGAUUGCGAGAAAAACACGGUGUGGAUGUUACUGAACUGCUGUGUCAGCUGUAAAUAUCAUCAGGCACCGAAAGGUAAAUAAUUUAUAAACUUUUUACUAAAAAUUUGAAGAGACGUCCUGAAAUGAGGAAGCGGGGUAUUGAAUACUGUUUUUAUUGAUCACUGGAUGUAAACUGAUUGGUGUAAGCUUCGUUUACCUUAAUUAUAAAAUAGAUAUAUGUAUGUUUGUGUUUCUUUAUAUAUUAAAAAAAAAAAAGACUAACAAACAAAGGUGUUCUGCUUCUCGGCAUAGAGUGCAAAGAUUCAUCUCCAGAAUGCCCUCUCUGGGCCUACGAUGGGGAUUGUGAAACAAACAGAAUAUGGAUGUUACCCAAUUGUAGGAUGAGCUGUAACCAAUGUGGAGGUAGGAGCUAUCACAGUUGUAGUACUCGUUCCUAAGCAUGUCUAAUUGAAAGCAACUUAAUGGUAAAUCUAAUAUGACUGAAUGGGUUCGAAUGUGAUUAUCAAGAUCAGAGUGCUGGUCGGAUCGCUGUUACUUAGGUUUCUUUGCUAAGACUUCAGUGAUGAUUCGUCAAAGACCGAAUUCAAAUUAGUAACUUAUACGUAGCCUAAUGAGCUAAAUUUUCUUAAUCGGUCCGUCAAAGGUUGUACUGUCAUUCCAAGGUUGUUCUGUCCUUUUUAUCCUUGAUGAGGACGUUUGUAAGACACACGUUGCUGUUCAUAAAUGCAGUAGAAUGGGGGAAAGAAAUCAAUAUUCCCAAGACUCUUCACAGUCCUUUAUAUUUCAGCGUUUUUUUGUGAAGAUCACCGCCUAUUUCCAGACGUUUCCAUCUGGAUUUUGUAUAGUAAACGAGAAAUCAAAGAAUGCCUGAAGUGGUCGAUUAUCAUAGCUUAGGCUGCCUCUUAUCGUUUUUGCGGCGCGAACGUUCCAGCGAUAGAAAGGCGGCUGCAUUUGCGCGCGGGCAGGUAACCAUUGCCGUUGUUGUUCGUCUCCUGAUCUUUUUUGUGUAAUUAUAUUCAACCUGAAAGUAAGUAUGGAUUUUUCUUGACCUGUAAUUCAAGAAUGCAAGGACAAGGAUUUGAAAUGUCCUUCCUGGGCUAUACUUGGGCAGUGCACUGCAGGUGAUAGGAUGAUCUGGAUGAACAGGAACUGUAGAGAAAGCUGUGGACGGUGCAAAGGUAAGAGCUGUGGCGACAACGACUUAGAAAACCUAAAUUUCAGCUGUAUAUGUAAUUGUGGAAAUGUGUGCACGGCUAAGCACAAGUGGGCAAUAAGAUAAUGACUGAGAGAAACGCAAAUAUACUUAACAUUGAAGUGCAGUUUUGGAGGAACAAACCCAGUUGGAUUAACUCUAUUGCUCUCGGCAACGAUGUUUGGCCGGUUGCCUGACAUGACACUGUAUGGAUGGGCAUGCAUGUGCCAUGAUGGCUUCGCCCUUUUAAUUCCACAACUUGGUAUUUUAAUGAUUAUAUACCAGUUGUCUGCUCCAUUUAUUUCGUAUCCGUUGCACAAUGAAGGAAGAAGUUGCUGCCAUGCUUUCCUCUUGGAUACACUCUGUCUUAGCAAGCUCAAGGCAGUGCACGAGACUAGGUGGUCCAUAGAUUCAUCGUACGAAAAAAUUACGUAUUAAGUGGAGGUAUGCCUCGCCCUCAUCUUUAAUAAUGGCGGUGGUGGCUUUAAAAACUAGUGGCGACGCUUUGAUUUUGUACUGCAAUGGCAAACUUUCCGAUUCCGCUUUAAGCCCGUAAACUCAAGGCACUGAUUUGUUUUCUUUACUUCGCUACCAGCAGCUUUGAUUGGUUUGGGUUGUGCAAUCCACUUAAUGUUGUCAUUAUCAUUAUGAUGGUCGUCCAUGAAAAUAAGUAUUAUCAUUCUCAUUCUCAUUUUCCUUUUCACGAUGUCUUUCAUAGUUUAUGACAGACGUCAAGAAUGCCCAGCUUGGGCAAAGAUGAAUCACUGCAAGAAAUCAAAUUGGAUUUGGAUGGUGAACAAUUGUCCUUGGAGCUGUAAUGUGCCUGGUAAGAGUUUAUAUGCCUGAGGCACAAACAAGCCGUAACCUUUAUGUCUAAGCCAAUUGGGAAGUUUUAAACCCAGAAGCCUCCUGGUUUUUCAUGCCAUUUCCUGCAUUUACACGCCUUAGUUUUGCAUAUUCCCAUUAAAAAGCCUAAUUAAAGGGGCUGUGUCACGACAGUCCAGAUCGUUUUGUUUAAUUUUGUCAAUUACUCGCCUUCAAUCGCUAUGGAACUUAAAGUAAGCAAAGAAAUUACAUGUAAAUGACAAAAUCAGAGAUCCGAGACAAACAAAUUUGUCUCCUGAGCAUUAUUUUUGAAGUGCAAGCAGCAGGGAUCAACUUUGAAAAACUGUUAGGCUGAACAGUUUUCAAAAACCCUAAUUUCAAUCUGUUUCAAUCUUCUUCAAUUUUGCCUAUCCGUGGCAUCUGUUGUUUCUGUUAUGUUAUUUUAACCUUCCUUUAAAGUUUUAAGCGGUCAUUUUUGUUCCUCUUUAUUUGACAGGCAUUUUUUAAUUUCCUAAUUUGGCUGAAUUUCGUGACACAGAUCCUUUAAUGCCCCAGAUUACCGUAGGUAAUCUUAGGUAAUCUAGAAAGACAGCGAAGUUAGGGAGGCAGCAUGGUGAAGUGGCCCUUAACACCUCCUUAGACCCUGUCACAACUUGUUCCAGCCUUUGCCGAAUUACUGCCUCUUUUAGAUAAAAUGACGCAUACUUAGCAGUAGGCACCUCUCGUUCCUGUUUAAGACUUAAGGCAGAGCUGCAGCAAAACAGCCUUUAUUUAAUUAGUUUCUUUUGUUUGAAAUGGCUUUGUCCAGACUCCCUACUUUGAACCACACACCGACAUUGAAGCAUAAAAUGAGAAAAUGAAGGGAAAGCAGAAACGGUUUAAAAUUCAGAUUCUUUGCUGGAUAGCAAGUCAUAUUGACCUCUCACAAUCCUUCCAUAUAUAGUCAAAGAAGCCUUGUUCUGCGGUGGAAAAGCAAACGGUGAUUACCAAGACCCGUCUUCCUGCAAAGCAUACAUAGCGUGCUCGCACGGUGUCGCAACGCACGUGGCGUGCCCACCAGGAAAGUCGUUUGACACAAUCAAACGGAUAUGUCAACCCAGUAACCGAGCUACCUGCUCAGUGGUCCACCUACGUGACAAAUUAGAACCGGAAUGGAAGAUACUGUGGACCUUAAAAAGAGGAUUACCGGACCCUCAUCAUUGA